GCUCCCAAAAUACUUCCUUCUCUUCUCACUUUCACAGCUUCCCCGUCCUCCUUACCACCUCCCCCAAUAUCCCCACUGCAGUCUAACCAUUCUUUGCGAGUCUGUCACUAUCUCAUACACGGUUGCCUCCCACAUCAUACUACAGCUCCAGCAUCGGCCGAAAUCCACUUCUGCUGUAGAACUUUCAACACCUACACAAAGAAACCAACAGCUUCCUUGUUUCCAUCACCCGCCAAACAAACGAACCGAAACUCAGUAUUGCACCCUACUCCAUUCAAAUGUCCCAGUCUUCCAUGCGAACCGUAGUUGUCCUGGGUACCUCAUAUGGAGGUUGCCAUGCGUCCAAAAUGCUGGCAGAAGAGCUCCCUCCCAAUUGGAGGCUGAUCGCCAUUGACAGGAACUCACAUUUCAACCACGUCUAUGCCUUUCCUCGAUUUACUGUUAUGUCUCAGCAUGCUCCAAAGGGCUUCAUUCCUUACAAACGCAUGCUUGAGCCUCAACCAAAGGCAUCAUCCGACCCCCUCACCCCCCCGCAGACCCCUCCCGCCGAGUCAGCUACUCUACCGGAUGAGUUUGCUGCCCGCUCCCGACACCAAUUCAUCCAGGCCUGCGUUACCAAGCUCACUUCUCGAGAGGUAACAUUCAUUCGACCUACUCAACAAGCCAGCUCUAGCAAUUCCACCGCCGAAAACAUGACCUAUGGCGAGUUUGAUGGGGUUGAAGAGACUAUCAAAUUUGAUUAUCUCCUCUAUGCUCUUGGCAGUACGCUUCCAGAUCCUGUCAACGUAUGGCAGCCGAUUGAUGAGGGUGCGGUCGACGAGGAAAGAAAGCCGGGAACGAAGAAGCGUGGAUUGCGGUUCAUGAAAUUGCAAAUGGAGAAGUUCAAGCAAGCCGAUCGUAUCUUGAUCGUCGGCGGCGGUGCUCUUGGCAUUGAAUAUGCAAGUGACUUGAAGGACUUGUAUCCAGAGAAGAAAAUUACUUUGUUGCAUUCCCGGUCAAGGGUGAUGCCUCUGUAUCCUCUUGAGCUUCACAUGAUCAUCAUUGAGGCGCUUACAAAAAUGGGUGUGGAGGUUGUCCUCGGUGAGCGAGUGGUGACUUGGCCUGAUGAGCCAGAAACACUCGACGGUAAAACCAAAUACGUCACCACGGACAAAGGUCGAACGUUCGAAGCCGACAUAGUCCUGCCCUGUACUGGUCAGAAACCCCACGUUUCUCUUAUGGCUGAAGUCAACCCAGCCCUCAUUUCCCCCACCACUUCCCGUAUCCGCGUACUGCCCACUCAGCAGGUUCAUCCUGGGCCCAUUCCUCCAGCUAAAGUUGAGUCCGCGGCCGAUCAACUUGCACAGCUUUCUCUUGGUCCAGCUCCAAUCACCCCACCGGUUUCCGAUGUGGGCUCGUUUGAGACCUCCAGUGGUAUUGGACAUAACGAAGUUGUUCAAGGGGAGGAUUAUAGCCACAUCUUUGCUAUUGGAGAUUGUGCCGAGACAAAGGCUAUCCAAGCGGGCCACACCGCGUAUUGGAUGGGUGAGGUCGCCGUGAGGAAUAUUUUGAGGUUGAUCGCGAAGGAAGAAGGCGGAGAGAAGAAGGAUGAGCCUUUAGAGGAUUAUAAGCCCGGGCCUCCUGCGAUCAAGAUUACUCUCGGUAUUAGCAAUGCAGUUGUAGCUAACGGUAAUGGCGUCACCACCAACAAUGAUGGUGUUGAGGAUAUGCAUUCUCUGGUCAUGUGGCCAACUUGCAACGCUGAGGGAAUGGAUAUCAACGAAUAAUUAAUAAUCCUUGGGUUGACCUCAUUGAGUGUAACCCCUAUAAUAUGGAUAUCGCUGUGUAGCAAAUCACAUAGGCUAAGCGCGUCCUUCACAGAACUUGUGGCUGGCAGAAAUCCUUCUCUGACGUCUGCUCAUAAUGAGUACGAGUACUGCAAAGAACAUUAAGGCGAUAUAGGCUGAUGCUCGAGUGACUGAUGC
Molecule: messenger RNA, 1964 nt
Organism: Cryptococcus deneoformans JEC21
Lineage: Eukaryota; Fungi; Basidiomycota; Tremellomycetes; Tremellales; Cryptococcaceae
Product: oxidoreductase, putative
Exons: 8
Coding region: 279-1766 (495 amino acids)
Cellular component (GO): cytoplasm
Molecular function (GO): flavin adenine dinucleotide binding; electron-transferring-flavoprotein dehydrogenase activity
Source: RefSeq, a predicted model, not a curated record